AGGAGGCUGCAUCCAAUUCGAGCACCGGAAAUCGAAAAAGGGAAGAAUUAGUGGGUUCGUGCGUGCAUCUUAUAAAAUUUUCCCACCGAUUAUCAUUCCCUGAUAAGGAAAAUACGUGUGUAACAAUUCAGGAAAGUUGAAGAAAAAAUCAUUUAACUCUUCAUUUUCUUCCUUCCACUUGUCGUCUCAGAUCCAAUCUAUUCAUCUCCUCGCUGCCACAGAUCAGACCUUGAGGUUGGUUUUUGAAAGCGUUGUGGAUGGGGAUUCAAACGAUGGGUUCUCAAUUGAACGGCCAACAGUCCCAUUUACAACAUGCCUCGUUGAUGAGACAAAAUUCAUGGUAUGGUCGAACUCUUGAUGAGGUUAAAAACCAGUUAGGUGAAUUGGGGAAGCCAGUAGGGAGCAUGAACCUUGAUGAGUUUCUCCAUAACAUCUGGGCAGCUGAAGACAACCAAUCCAUGGAAAUGGAGAGUGAAAGUUCCUCUUCGGCGUAUUCUCUGCAGCGUCAAGCCAGUUUCACACUGGCUAGAGCGUUGAGUGGGAAGACUGUUGAUGAUGUGUGGAGGGAGAUUCAACAAGGGCAGAAGAAGAAGAAGAAUUGUGAAGAUUUGAAAACUCAGAGUAGCGUGACUACACUUGGUGAUAUCACUUUAGAGGAUUUCUUGAUACAAGCAGGGCUUUAUGCUGAGGCUUCUCCAAGUCCCAUUAUGAGCUUGGAUGCCAUUGAUUCUAUGGAUGAGCAGACUUUUUCACAGAAAAUCGGCUUGUUGUCAUCAUUCCCUUCGCUUGGCACACUGUCAGAUACAACACCAAAACGGGGAAGGGAUCCCUCAGACUUUGAGGAGACUAUGGACCGGAGGCUAAAGAGGAAAAUCAAGAACAGGGAGUCUGCGGCUCGAUCUCGAGCAAGAAAACAGGCCUACCAUAAUGAAUUGGUGAAUAAGGUCUCACGCCUUGAAGAGGAGAAUUUGAAGCUCAAGAAAGAGGAGGAAUUCGAGAACACGAUGCAAAGCAAACCAAUCUCGGAACCGAAGUAUCAGCUGCGAAGAACUAGUUCAGCCUCCUUCUAAGCUGCAUCUUUGGUACAAAAGGUAUUGGUUUGGGUAUGUAGGGAGAAUGUUGCAGUAAGGUAUACUACAGAGAGUCAGCUGCAUGUUUGUGGCUCCAACGCUGAAUAUAGUUUGGUUUUACAUGUACAUUAUUUAUUGAUCCAUAUCUAAUUUUCAGCCAUAGAGAGCAGCAAAAGUUCAAUGCUCAUAA
Molecule: messenger RNA, 1260 nt
Organism: Cucurbita maxima (winter squash)
Lineage: Eukaryota; Viridiplantae; Streptophyta; Magnoliopsida; Cucurbitales; Cucurbitaceae
Product: ABSCISIC ACID-INSENSITIVE 5-like protein 2
Exons: 4
Coding region: 258-1070 (270 amino acids)
Biological process (GO): positive regulation of DNA-templated transcription
Cellular component (GO): nucleus
Molecular function (GO): DNA-binding transcription factor activity
Source: RefSeq, a predicted model, not a curated record